AUGGUGUCUCAGUUCCAUACGAACAAUAACAAAUUAGUUCUCAAGAAUUCCAAUUCUAUGAAAGUUUUUGAAUGUUUAAAGUUGAUGAAUGAAAAAGAAAAAAUGCUAGAAGAAUACAAAGAAGAAAUUUGUUUACCUGAUAAUUAUUAUAAACGAAAAAAUCAAGAUUUAAAAGCAAAAAUUAUACAAAGAUUACCAUUGAUACGUAGAAAUUCCGUCAAACUAGAAGAUGAAUCAUCAUUUACAAAAUAUGUCACGUGUAAUACAAUGGAAAAAGAGAAAUAUUCAGUUGAUGACAACAAUAGAGACGUAUUUGAAAAUAAUAUAUGUGAAAGAAUGAGAGGUGGUGGAGUUAAUAAAGAACUAGAAAAAUUAUCUAUUUCACCAAUAUCGCCAACAAAAAUAUCUAUAAAAGAUUUUUGUAAACCAAAUCAUGAAGAAAAUCAGCCUGGAUGUGGAUGUUAUGGAAAGUCUGAGGCAAUAACCAUGAAAAGUGGACUUGGAUGUAUAAAUACACCAUGUAUUGAUAUAGAUUGUUUGAUACAGAAAUUGAAAGAAGCUCAAGAGUUUGUAAACUCUCUGGGUAAAGUACCAGGAAUACAAGGAUUAGGUUUAAUGGAUCCUGCUGACAGUCCUUAUUUUAAUAGAAAUUGUCAAAAUUUAGAUACAACUUAUACUAACAAACAGUUGUCUUUGUCAAAUGAACAAAAACAAUCUAAUCUUGUAGAAUAUGAUGAAUCUGUUCCAAUAGAAAAGAAAGAAGUUAAAUAUGGACCCUGUGGCAAAGUAACUUGUAUGUCGAAAAAGGCAAAUUUUGAAGAUGAUGUCUUACAAUUUCCUGAUUUGUCAUCUACUCAAAAUUCAUCGUUGAAAAACAUAAAAAAGACAAAAUUACAGAAAAAUAAAUCUAAAAGCUCAAAAAAACACUCUAAAACAGUGUCUAAGAGUCAAAGUCUUGAUCUAAGACCCAAUUAUGUUCACAUAAGUAAAAAAAUUAUGAAAUUAGUAAAUUCAACUAGACCACGAUUCUAUUAUGGUCAUAAGAGUUGUGUUGAUGUAAGAAUGCGUGUGCCAGGUAAUAUGGGAUGGCUUUGGAAUACACGAGAGACCAUUGGUAAAUUAAAACCUCAAGUUGGAUGGAAACCAGGUGCUAUAUCUCGUAAUGCUUGGAACUCAUUAGAAGACGCCAAAAUAGAGAGAACUUCUGAAGAUAUGAGAGAUCGUCCGUCGACACCAGUUCGUGGAAAGAGAGCUAAAGGAACAAAGAGAAAACAUUUAUUUUUUCCCAGCAAACAUUAUUGGGGUCAAAGAGCUAGAGACGAUGAAUAUCAAUUACCUCCAACUCUUCAUAUUCAUCGAAAAACUGGAGAUUACUAUGUAACUUUUUAUCCAAUCAAUAAAGAACUAAUAAACAAACCUGAAGAACAACAAACAAUAAAACCUUUACACUUUCAUAUAAGAAAAAAUAAAAAUCUUGAUUUUUCGGAUGACUCCAGCUCUACCGCAUCUGAUAUGGAAAUUGAAUUUUCUCCACCCGCAGCAACUACGAGAUAUCAAAAAAAAGUUGAUACUCGUGAUGUUGAUACAUUAGUAUAUCAAAAUGAUAUUACUGAAUCUAUUAAAGAAAUACUUCCAGAAAUUCAGUCCAAGAAAAAGAAGAAAACCAAGAAAACGAAAUAAUCAA
Chelonus insularis is the source of this 1684-nucleotide messenger RNA. RefSeq lists its product as uncharacterized. The record is from RefSeq and is a predicted model, not a curated record. The transcript has 4 exons. Lineage: Eukaryota; Metazoa; Arthropoda; Insecta; Hymenoptera; Braconidae. Bases 1 to 1680 code for a protein of 559 amino acids.